Oryzias melastigma (Indian medaka) is the source of this 6256-nucleotide messenger RNA. RefSeq names its product laminin, beta 1a (gene lamb1a). The record is from RefSeq and is a predicted model, not a curated record. NCBI's taxonomy places the organism in Eukaryota, Metazoa, Chordata, Actinopteri, Beloniformes, Adrianichthyidae. Gene Ontology annotation, cellular component: laminin trimer. Gene Ontology annotation, molecular function: integrin binding; extracellular matrix structural constituent. Gene Ontology annotation, biological process: substrate adhesion-dependent cell spreading; basement membrane assembly; cell migration. The transcript has 33 exons. The coding region runs from base 604 to 5982 and encodes 1792 amino acids.
CUUUUAAUGAGGUGGGGGUUUCUUCAUUCCAGAACGCCUUUGUUCAGACAACAGAGGCUUAAGGUGAAACAGAUCGUUGAAAUAAAGAGAUUUUAUUGCCCUGCAAAUCUUAUUUUUCUUCUCUUUAAAGAUCCUACAGAUCAUUGUUUCCUUAAGAAAAAUAAAGUAUUUGGGAUUUUUGGUGGGAAAGGGACAUAAACUGACAAAUUUAGUAACCAGGUUACCUCAAACUGGUUUGUUUGGAUGGAUUUCUUCCUCCAGCAUCUCACUGGCAGCUCAAAGGCUGAGGAAAGGUGAAAGAGUGAAUCUUUGGGAACUGUUGCACAGGUCAGAUGUUACUGGGCGCGCGCCCAUCGGGGUUCGGCGGUGUUCUGAGUGAGGCGCAUGCGCUGUGCGGCGUUUUUUCGGACCCAAGCGGACCGUCUUUUUGGAGAGGGGCCCGGAUGUGGGGGUGGGGGUGCAGAUGCCGGUGCGUGUGAAGAGGCGGGGCCGUGGGUGGGGGCACAGAGUCACAUCUUUAACUCUGAGGCUUCGGGGAGAACCGCCGCUCGGGUCUCCGGUUCCGUACUCUCUCUGGUCUGGUUUUCCGGGCCCUGAUUCGGGAUGACUAUGGCGCUCCUGCACAUCUUCCUGCUGCUUGCUCUGCAAGAGUCCACCUGGGCUCAAGAGGGUUCAGUGGAAGAAGUUUUGGACAAUGAGGGCCUUCCGGAGCUCAGUGACGUGUGCACUGAAGGCAGCUGUUACCCAGCAACCGGGGACCUCCUGAUUGGCCGAGCCCACCAGCUGUUUGCCACUUCCACCUGCGGUCUGACCCAGCCCGAGCCUUUCUGCAUCGUCAGCCAUCUGCAGGAGGAGAAAAAGUGUUUUCUGUGUGACUCCACUGUGCCGUUCGAGGAGUGGGCCAACCACACCAACAGCCACCGGAUCGAAAACGUGGUGACGACAUUUGGCCCAAACCGGCUAAAGACCUGGUGGCAGUCUGAGAACGGUCUGGAGAAUGUCACCAUUCAGCUGAACCUUGAGGCGGAGUUCCACUUCACUCAUCUCAUUAUGACCUUCAAGACGUUCCGACCUGCCGCCAUGGUGAUCGAGCGCUCAGCAGACUUUGGAAAGACGUGGCAGGUUUACCGCUACUUUGCCUACGACUGCGAAUCUGCCUUCCCUUCAGUUCCUCAGGGUCCGAUGCAGAAGGUUGACGACGUCAUCUGUGACUCGCGUUAUUCCGAUAUUGAGCCGUCCACUGAAGGAGAGGCGAUUUACAGAGUUUUGGACCCGGCAUUUCGGAUAGAUGACCCUUACAGUCCACGAAUCCAAAAUCUGCUCAAGAUAACCAAUCUGCGAGUCAAGUUCACCAAGCUUCACACGCUGGGAGACAACCUGCUGGACUCACGCAUGGAGAUCAAAGAAAAGUACUACUAUGCUGUCUACGACAUGGUGGUCAGAGGAAACUGCUUCUGUUAUGGACAUGCCUCGGAGUGCGCCCCCGUCCAGGGAGCUGCCCAGAUCAUGGAGGGGAUGGUUCAUGGUCACUGCAUGUGUAACCACAACACUAAAGGACUCAACUGUGAACAGUGCCAGGACUUUUACCAUGACCUUCCCUGGAGACCAGCCGAGGGACGCAACACCAACGCCUGCAAAAAGUGCAACUGCAACCAGCACUCGGACGUGUGUCACUUUGACAUGGCGGUGUUUGUCGCCUCUGGAGGUGUCAGUGGGGGAGUUUGUGACAACUGCCAGCACAACACAGCAGGACACAAGUGUGAGCAGUGUAAGCCGUUCUUCUACCAGCAUCCCGAGAGAGACGUCAGAGACCCCAACAUCUGCCAGCCCUGUAACUGUGAUCCCCUUGGCUCGGUGAACGGAGGACUUUGUGAAGGAAUGACGGACGUCCGAGCUGGUCUGAUCGCUGGACAGUGCCGCUGUAAAGUUAACGUGGAGGGCGAGCGCUGCGACCGCUGCAGGCCGGCACAUUACGGGCUGAGCGACGAGCCUGAAGGUUGCAAAGCGUGCACCUGCAGUCCUCUGGGAACUGCUCCUGGAGGAAACCCGUGUGACAGCCAAUCAGGAAACUGCUUCUGCAAACGUUUAACGACUGGACGAGACUGCGACCAGUGUGUGCCUGAACACUGGGGUCUGAGUAACGACAUGGACGGAUGCAGACCCUGUGACUGUGAUCUUGGUGGAGCGAUCCACAAUCAGUGUGACCAGAUGAGCGGCCAGUGUGUUUGCAGAGAUCACAUGUUUGGUCGGCGCUGUGAUCAGAUCGAGUCUGGAUUCUACUUCAGCACUUUGGAUCACUAUACCUACGAAGCCGAAGAUGCCAAGUUUGGACCUGGGGUCUUGCUUGUCCCGAGGCCUCAUCCUCAGGACCGCAGUCCCACAUGGACGGGUAUCGGCCUCGUCAAUGUUCCAGAAGGAGCCUUUCUAGAGUUCACUAUAGACAACAUCCCAUACUCCAUGGAGUACAAUAUCCUGAUCCGAUACGAGCCUCAGCUCCCGGACCAAUGGGAGGAGGUUCUGAUGACAGUGAUGAGGCCUGGACCAAUCAGAGCGGACAGCCGCUGUGUCAACACUGUGCCAGACGACGAUAACCAGAUGACCUCGCUGCAGCCCGGCUCACGGAAUGUGGUUCUCCCCAGGUCAGUGUGCUUUGAGUCCGGCUUGAACUACACGAUCCGGCUCAGUUUGCCUCGGUACUCUGCGCUUGGAGAUGUUCAUUCUCCGUACACACUCAUCGACUCGAUUGUGCUGAUGCCAGACUGUCAGAACCUGGACAUGUUCACGGCCUCAGAGGGCGGAGAGUCCAGCAGCUGGGAAAUCUUUCAGCGUUACCGAUGUCUGGAAAACAGCCAGAGCGUGGUGAAAACUCCAAUGACCGACAUUUGCAGAAACUUCAUCUUUAGGAUUUCAGCUGUGCUGCACCAGGGAGCCAAAGAAUGCCAGUGUGACCCUCAGGGCUCACUGAGCACAGUGUGUGAUCCCAAUGGUGGUCAGUGCCGAUGUCGCCCCAACGUGGUUGGCCGGAGCUGUGACCGAUGCGCUCCUGCGACCUUCCAGUUCGGACCCAGUGGCUGCAUAGCAUGUGAGUGCGACCCGCUGGGCUCUCAGAGUCUGUUCUGUGAUCAGCUGACCGGCCAGUGCGUCUGUGUGGUCGGUGCGUACGGCCGGCAGUGCGACCGCUGCCUGCCGGGUCACUGGGGCUUCCCCGCUUGCCGACCCUGCUCCUGCAACGGUCACACCGAGACCUGCGACCCCGACACGGGCAGCUGCCUGCACUGCAGAGACCACACUGCAGGACACAGCUGUGAGAGGUGUCUAGAUGGUUACUAUGGUGACCCAGUGCUGGGGUCAGGUGACCACUGUCGUCCCUGCAUGUGUCCUGAUGGUCCAGAGAGUUUGCGUCAGUUUGCUGGAAGCUGUUUCCGUAGCGACGACUCCCAGCAGGCCGUAUGCGUUUGCAGCACUGGAUACAGAGGAUCUCGCUGUGAUGAGUGUGCUCCAGGUUACCAUGGAAACCCAAAUGAAGUGGGGGGGCAGUGUGUUCCCUGCCAGUGCAACAACAACAUCGACAUGCUGGACCCCGAGUCCUGCGACCGUCAGACCGGCGAGUGUCUGCGAUGUCUGUACCACAGCGAGGGCACGGCAUGCCAGGACUGUAAGCUGGGUUACUAUGGCAACGCAUUGCUGCAAGACUGCCGGAAAUGUGUGUGCAAUCAUCUGGGCAGCAGCCCGUCCAGCUGCUCUCCGUCUGGGGACUGUCACUGCAACCGCAGCAGCGGUCAGUGUCCCUGUCUGCCCAACGUCACUGGCCAGUACUGCGACCGCUGUGCGCCGGACACCUGGAACAUGGCAAGCGGCCUCGGGUGUCAGAGCUGUGACUGCGACCCCAAACAUUCGUACGGGACGUCCUGCAACCAGAUCAGUGGUCAGUGUUCUUGCCAACCUGGUUUUGGAGGAAGAACCUGCAACGAGUGUAAGGAGCUGUUCUGGGGGGACCCUGAAGUCAAAUGUUACGCCUGCGACUGCGACCCCCGCGGCAUCUCGGAGCAGCAGUGCAACAAAGCCACCGGCCGCUGCGUGUGCGUGGAGGGCGUGUCCGGGCCGCGCUGCGACACUUGCGCUCGCGGCUUCUCUGGAGUUUUCCCCGACUGUCAGCGCUGCCACCAGUGCUUCGCGGAGUGGGAUGAUGUCAUCGGCCAGCUGACCAACCAGACGCACCGGCUGGUCAACAAGGUCAACGCUCUUAAAGCCAGUGGCGUGAGUGGACCGCACAAGAAGCACUUUGACAGCAUGCAGAAAAGUGCUGCGGAGAUCCAGGUCAUCCUGGACCAGAACCUCGCCUCACAGCCGCUGACGGAGAUCCAGCAGCUGCUGCAGCAGGCCAGUGACCUGAUGGGGACGCUGAGUCAGACUUUGAACCGCACCGAGCAGACUCUGGUGGACCUGGAGGACCAGAACUCUGUGACCAAGACAGAAGUGGACUCUCUGAUGUCAGACACUCAGAAACUGGAUGAAACAGUCCAGGAGCUGCAGCUGCAGGUCCAGUUCAUCAAGAACUCCAACAUCCGAGGAGCGUCCGACAGCAUCACAAAGUACUUCCUGCAGUCUCAGGCAGCAGAAGCUCGAGCUAACGCCUCCACCGUGGACUCUGGCAGCCCAACAGAACUUUCUGCCGAGCUGCGCCAGCUCACUCUGGACACUCUGAAUCAGACGCAGGAGAACUUCACCAGCAGACACACUGAGCAUGCCCAGAACCUGGACGAGCUGGCGGGAGAGCUGCAGACGUUGGACCUGUCAUGGCUUAACCAGAAGACGUGUGGAGGUUCCUCGUCCGCUCAGGACUCGUGCCGCUCUCCUUGUGGGGGUCUGGGCUGUGAGGGGAAGAGUGGAUGUGGAGGAGAAGGGUGUGACGGCGCCGUGACCGCCGCUAACACCGUUCUGAUGAAGGCCCAAGAGUCCGAGCAGGACAUCGCCAACGCCCUGGAGGAGGUGGACCAGCUCUCCAAGAUGGUGUUGGAAGCCAAGCUCCAGGCAGACGAGGCCAAACUGAACGCCCAGAACGUGCUAAAGAACGCCAACAGAACCAAACUCAAAGUGGACCAGAGCAACGAAGAGCUGCGCAGCCUCAUCCGACAAAUCCGAGACUUCCUCACGCAGGACGCUGCUGACCCGGACAGCAUUGAACACGUGGCCAAUGAGGUUCUGGCCCUGCAGAUGCCAACCACACCGGCUCAGCUCCAGAACCUCACCGAUGAGAUCCGACUGAAGGUGGGGGAACUGGGAAAUGUGGAGUCCAUCCUGGAGCAGAGCACCGAGAACAUCCAGAGAGCUGAGGCCCUGCUGGAGCAGGCACGGCGAGCCAGGGAAGAGGCGUCUGGUGUCAAGGACUCUGCGGAUAAAGUGAAGCAAGUCCUGGAAGAGGUUCAGAAAGCUCAGACGUCGGUUGGCAGCGCCAUCCAGCAGGCUACCGCCGAAAUCCAGAACACCAAAGAGCUGCUGUCUUCCGUGGAGCUAGAAACAGCGAGCGCAGAGCUGAAAGUCAACAACGCCACGGUGAGGCUACAGAAACUGGAUGAAGAUGUGAUGCUGCUGCGGAGCAGGAACCUGAACGUCAGCGUGAGCACCAACAGGACCGGUCAGGAAGCUGCAGUCAUCCAGAACAUGGCGGACGAGGUCAAGCAGGAGCUGCAGUCGGAGGUGAAGCAGAAGGUCAGCACUGUGGAACAGCUGAUUGAUCAGAAGGCAGUGGGAGUGGCUCAGGCAAAGGACAGGGCGGAGUCUCUGCAGAAGGAGGCCAAAGAGCUGCUGCUGCAGGCUGCUGACAAGCUGCAGAUUUUAAAAGACCUUGAAGCGUCUUAUGAAGAUAACCAGCACGUUUUGGAGGUGAAAGCUGAGCAGCUGGUGGAGCUGGAAGCUGCAGUGAAGGAGCUGCUGCAGGACAUCAGCCACAAAGUCAGCCUGUACAGCACCUGCCUGUUCUAGGAGCCAGCUCGUCCUCUAACAGCUCUCACUCUUUGUGGGAAAUCAUCAACAGAAAACGAGUGUUUUUGCUGAAAUGUGGCAUCGAGUCAUCUAUUGUCUAAUGUGGUUGCUGAGUUUCAAUCAAAGAAGGUUUAGUUUAGGUUUUUAAAGUCUGAAGUGUUGAAUGUUGUGACCAUGUGACUGCAAUACUUUAACUCACUUGUAUGUAACCACACAUGUAUGAUUUAAAGUUAACCUGCAUUUUCAUUUCUAAUAAACGUUCUAUAGAAAAACC